This is a messenger RNA of Bombus pyrosoma, 867 nucleotides long. Its product is annotated as ubiquitin-conjugating enzyme E2 S. The transcript is spliced from 5 exons. NCBI's taxonomy places the organism in Eukaryota, Metazoa, Arthropoda, Insecta, Hymenoptera, Apidae. Bases 124 to 762 code for a protein of 212 amino acids. The record is from RefSeq and is a predicted model, not a curated record.
AAUGUUGGUUAUUGCAGGCGAUACUGUGCUGAUGUUGUGACGUUAAAGAUUUUCUAACAGUAUACUUCAAACAAUCGCGUCCUAAACGCGUUUAAUUGAAACUUUAUUCAAAAUUUGCUAAAUAUGGCUGCUGUGAGUUCUAUAUCAAAUGUUGAAAACUUAUCUCCACAAAUUAUUCGACGUGUAGCUAAAGAAAUGAGUGAAUUAGCUGAACAACCACCCGAGGGUAUUCGAGUUGUUUUAAAUGAAGAAGAUGUUACUGACAUUCAAGCUAUUAUAGAAGGACCCUCGGGAACGCCAUAUGCUGGCGGUUUCUUCAGAGUAAAAUUAGCUCUUGGCAAAGAUUUUCCUCAAGGACCACCAAAGGCAUUUUUCCUUACAAAAAUUUUUCAUCCAAAUGUUGCAAAAAAUGGAGAAAUUUGUGUCAAUACCUUAAAAAAGGAUUGGAAAUCAGAUCUCGGAAUUAAACAUAUAUUACUAACUGUAAAAUGUCUCUUAAUAGUGCCAAAUGCAGAAUCUGCUUUAAAUGAAGAAGCUGGUAAAUUAUUAUUAGAAAGGUAUGACGAUUAUUCCGAACGAGCAAAAAUGAUGACAGAAAUACAUGCACAGGGAGGUGGAAAAGGCAGCAAAGCAGGUCUGGAUAGUUGCACAUCCUCUGAAGUCGGAGGACCCCUCCCAAAAAAGCAUGCAGGAGAUAAAAAACUAUCAGCAGAAAAGAAAAAGAUAUUGAAAGACAAGAAGAGGACACUCAAAAGAUUAUAAAAAAAUCAACAUAAUUUAUCUAUCUUUUAUAAUUUAAAACACUGGUGUGGUAACAUUGCCUCAUAUUGUACACAAUUAUUGCAUAGUAAAAAUUUAUUAUCUAAA